AUGGAAUAUAAAAAAACGAAAAGAACAAGUCAAUACAUUUUUGAAGGAAGUAGGCAUGCGGUUAAGAGACAGAAAAUGAAUGUAAGCCCAGAGUGCAAAGGUAUACUGAUAUCAACCCUGAGCCCGAAACGGAUGACCAUAGGAAUAAAAGAAUUUUUAAAUUUUUUGAAAGUUAAUUUUCCAAUAGAUGAAGACAAGAGGGAGGAAGUAAAAAAUGAUGAAAAACCAAAUGGAGGAGAAGAGAAGGAUGAAAAGCAAAAUGGGGGAGAAAAUAAGGAUGAAAAGCAAAAUGGGGGAGAAAAUAAGGAUGAAAAACCAAAUGGAGGAGAACAGAAGAAUGAAAAAGAAUCAGAAAAGAAAAGUUAUAGUAUAGAAAAACAAUUUAAUAAUGAAAUUGAAAAAGAAAAUAAGGAAUACAAUAGAUUUGCACCUCUUCGAAAUAUAAUAAAAAAUUUUACUUUUAUCAAAUUUAACAAUAUGUAUGAUAAAAGCCCAUCAGAUAUUGUUCAGGAAAUUUUUGUUUUAGCGCAUAACAAAAAAGAAAAAUAUAUUCUUAGACACUUGUGCAAAAUUAUACCACUAGAUUGCAUAUGUAAACCUCACAUAUCUCCAUUCACAAAAUCUAUUCUUCCAAUAAUGAAAAAGAAUUUUUCAAGAAGUACUUGUGUUCAGAAAAACUUUACAGUCUCCCAUUUGCUGAAGUUGAUGAAUGUGUCAGUUGAGAAGGAAAUAAGUGAAGAGGUAGAAGGCGAAGAGGUGGAGGGCAAAGAGGUGGAGGGCAAAGAGGUGGAGGGCAAAGAGGUGGAGAAUGGCAUCAAGACUAAAGAGGUAAGUGAAGUGAGACAAGAGGUUCAUAUCAAAAAGGAUGAACAGGAGAAUGAAAGUGAACAGAAGAAGGAUCAUGCAAAGGAAGAGCAAAAAAAUUCAAAUGUGAAUAAAGAUGUUCCUGAAAAGAAAUUAUCGUGGGCCUUAAUCUACAAAUGCUCGAACACAAAAACAUUAUCAAAGAGAGAUGUUUUGACAGUUCUGGAUAAUUGCAUAGGAAAUAAUUAUUCUGUAAAUCUGAACAACCCUGACUUGGCCAUAGUAGUUUAUGUUACUGAGAUAAUGUGUGGGAUCAGUAUUGUGAAAGGUUACGGGAAGACGAGAAAGUUUAACAUCUCUGCGUUUAAUGAGGAUUCUUGA
Plasmodium gonderi is the source of this 1185-nucleotide messenger RNA. RefSeq lists its product as hypothetical. Lineage: Eukaryota; Apicomplexa; Aconoidasida; Haemosporida; Plasmodiidae. Gene Ontology annotation, biological process: tRNA modification. The transcript is spliced from 3 exons. Gene Ontology annotation, molecular function: RNA binding. The record is from RefSeq and is a predicted model, not a curated record. Bases 1 to 1185 code for a protein of 394 amino acids.